This is a messenger RNA of Raphanus sativus (radish), 619 nucleotides long. RefSeq lists its product as uncharacterized. The transcript is spliced from 7 exons. The record is from RefSeq and is a predicted model, not a curated record. The coding region runs from base 99 to 473 and encodes 124 amino acids. Lineage: Eukaryota; Viridiplantae; Streptophyta; Magnoliopsida; Brassicales; Brassicaceae. Gene Ontology annotation, biological process: proteasome assembly.
UAACACGUUUCCACUUCGUCUCCUCGGACUUGAGAAGCCGAAGACAGAGAUAGUCGGCGGAGGAGGAAGAGGAAGAAGGACUCUAGCGAAGACUGAGAAUGGAAAGUUUGGACUCUAGUUUUCCAGUGCGCCAUAGAAAGGUCUUACUAGAAAUUAAGGGAAACAAGACAGAGAUUGUCAUCUGCAGCUAUGAAGAUCAUAUCCUUGUGAUAGCAACACAGAUUGGAGCCAUGGGAACUAUAUUGAACGCAAGGAAAGAAGAAGGGAUGUCUGUUGAACCAACCUUUAGUGUCUCAGUGAUAUUCGGAAAGCGAGAUGAGCCAAUGCUGAUAGCAACUGCUAGAAGGCUCAUUGACCACAUAAGUUCUUAUGUUCCCUCGAAGCCUCUGGUCCUCUCACUUGGUCUCAAAGAUCAUUCUUCGGAGACGUUGAAGGAAAUAGUAGCGGCCGUGAUCGAGAAUCGACUUUGGUAAUGCAUUUUUAAUCCCGUUGUAAGGAUAACGAGAAGAUGUUUUUUUCUGUUUUGCUCUUGGUUGUUUAUAACCAGCGAGUUGUGGUGGUAAUGGUAAUCCAACAAUAUAUAAAAGACCUUGUUUUACAAGUUAAUCCACCUUAGUCA